This is a messenger RNA of Oncorhynchus tshawytscha (Chinook salmon), 2017 nucleotides long. Its product is annotated as piggyBac transposable element-derived protein 5. The record is from RefSeq and is a predicted model, not a curated record. Lineage: Eukaryota; Metazoa; Chordata; Actinopteri; Salmoniformes; Salmonidae. Gene Ontology annotation, biological process: non-replicative DNA transposition. Bases 361 to 1920 code for a protein of 519 amino acids. Gene Ontology annotation, molecular function: transposase activity. Gene Ontology annotation, cellular component: nucleus. The transcript has 7 exons.
CGAGUAUUCAUUGAAAUAUCUACACAGUACGAGCCCAUUUUACGAGCCACCAACGAAAUAGCUGGCCCAACCCGGAUACGCAGAGGUGUGAUCAAUAUUGAUAAUUUCGGUCUCUGUGCAUAGCGCCUAGAGGUAUUUAAGUAUCCUUGAUGAGGACAGCUCCUCUCCGGAACAUGCUUUGAAGAAAGGGGAGAAUAGAAGUUAUCACACCACAAGUCUGCAGUAGGCCUAGCAUAAUUCUAAAAACGUACAGUGGGAGUGGGCGUAGGUAGGUGUGUGUGGUACGAGUUUUCCCAGUCGUGGAUAGUUGUAUGCCGAAUAGUGUGCUGUGUUGUAAGCUACAAAAAGCAUCGACGAGAGAUGGCGGAAUGUGGGAGGAAGGCGCUGUCUGUCCUGGAGGCGGCUCGCUCACGCUACGAGAGCUUGCAGAUCUCAGAUGAUGUUUUUGGGGAAUCGGGAGAUGACAGCAGCGACAAUCCUUUUUACAGCACUUCGGGUGACUCGAAUUCGGAUAACUGCUGCAUGGAGGCCGGCGACGAUCAAAGGUCAGGUGAGACUGUGAGUUGUCAAAGCGGAGGUCCACCCGGCUCCGUCUCAAUAACUCAAGCAGAAGAGGAUGGAUGGAGCGACACCCUGCAAGAUAUCACGGUGGCCCCAUACAACGAGACAUAUGGCCCUACCCAGAGAAUGCCAGCUACAGCCACUUGCAUGGACUUCUUCCAGCUCUUUGUGCCUGACAACGCCAUCCAGAACAUGGUGACGCAGACCAACAUGUACGCCAAGAAGUACCAGGAGCGCUUCGGCAGCGACGAGGGCUGGCGGAACGUGACUGCGGCUGAGAUGAAGGCCUUCCUGGGCUUGGUGACUUCCACCAGCGUUCACCGCUGUGAGUCCGUGCUCAGCAUCUGGAGCAGCGGCUUCUUCAGCAACCGCAGCAUUGCACUCAAGAUGAGCCAGGCGCGCUUUGAGAAGAUCCUCAAGUACUUCCACAUCGUGGCCUUCCGUUCCAGCCACGGCAGCCAUGGCCUCUACAAGAUCCAGCCCUUCCUGGACUCACUGCAGCAGUCGUUCGGCUGCAGCAGCUUCCGCCCCUCACAGACUCAGGUGCUCCAUGAGCCCCUUAUUGACGAGGACCCAGUGUUCAUCACCACCUGUACAGAGAGAGAGCUGAGGAAGAGGAAGAAGAGGAAGUUCAGUCUGUGGGUCCGCCAGUGCACAUCCACUGGUUUCAUCUGUCAGAUCUAUGUGCAUCUGAAGGAGGGCCAGGGUCCUGAUGGAUUGGCCACCCUGAAGAACAAGCCUCAGCUCCACAGUAUGGUGGCCAAACAGCUGUGUCAGAACCUCUCAGGCCGCAACAGCAUCAUCUUCACCGGGCCCAGCAUCACCAGCCUCAACCUGUACCAGGAGUUUGAGAAACAGGAGAUCUACUGCUGUGGGCUGCUGAGCACCAGGAAGAGUGACUGCACCGGCCUGCCCCAGUGCAUGCUGGUGAACCCUGAGAGCCCACAGCAGAGAGGCCAGUCCCGCAGCAUGAUGAGAGGCAACACCUCCCUCAUCAGCUGGUACAACAAGGGACACUUCCGCUUCCUUACCAACGCCUACUCACCCACCAAGGAAGGGGUGAUCAUCAAGAGGAAAAGUGGUGAGAUUCCCUGUCCGCUGGCUGUGGAGGCCUUCGCUGCACACCUCAGCUACAUCUGCAAGUAUGACGACAAGUACAGCAAGUAUUUUAUCUUCCACAAGCCCAACAAGACGUGGCAGCAGGUGUUCUGGCUGACCAUCAGCAUCGCCAUAAACAACGCCUAUAUUCUGUACAAGAUGUCCGAUGCCUACCACAUCAAGCGCUACAGCCGAGCUCAGUUUGGUGAGAGACUGGUGAGGGAGCUGCUGGAUUUAGAUGACUGCUCCCCCACCCAGUGAGGAGACCACGUAAUCUGUAUAAUAUACACCCACACACACCGUCACGUCACACACGUACCCACACAGACCGUCACGUCACACACGUACCCACACACAC